AAAUAGGUGGAGCUAUGCAAAAGCAAUAGGAAGUAGUUCACAAGAGAGCUGGGGACUUUGACUUCCAGUUCAGUGAACACUGUUUCAUCAGAACAACAAUGUCCAGUGAAACAUCCCAGCAUCAAAAUCAACAACGUGAACCAUGUGGAAAAGGUGGAUGUGUUAGCACUUUCAGUGAUCAGAAAGUUGUGAAGAUCAUAAAGGAAUGCAAGUCAGAGAGUUUCUGGUUCAGAGCUGUGCCUUUAUCUCUUGGAAGUAUGCUGGUUACCACAGGUUUGAUGCACAAAGGAAUUCUUUCUCCUUCAAAAAAAUAUGGGCCGAUCCCUAAAGUUGCACUGGCUGGAAUACUUGGAUUUAUGAUCGGAAAAAUAUCUUACAUGGGAGUUUGUCGUAAGAAGUUUCAAAAUGCCGGAUUUGAGCAUUCUGGGCACAGAAUGCCUCAAGGAUACAUAAAGUUCCUUUUUGGCAAACCCUAUUAUGAGAAUAACUCCAGCAAAGAUAAAAAUGAACCUCCCCAACACACAGAUGAUUCAAGUAAAUCUCAGCCAACUCUAGCAACUGAUGACUCAAGAUCAAAGCCUACCUGAAGAAUAAAUAUUACAUUCCAUCCCAAACCUGUCCAUGACAUUCAGCAGGUUCAUUGUAGCUCAUAUGGAUCCACAUAACUUCUCAAUUAUCUCAACAAUAAUGGAAAAAGCAAUGCUAUAUAGCUGUAAUUAUAGAUAAGUCUGAUUGUAUUUUAAGAGCAGUGUGACGGCAUUUGUUAUUCUGUUAGUAAUAAAAUAUAAACAACCACAAAA
Messenger RNA from Leucoraja erinaceus (little skate), 800 nucleotides. It is a transcript of the gene ociad2, whose product is annotated as OCIA domain containing 2. The transcript has 7 exons. Lineage: Eukaryota; Metazoa; Chordata; Chondrichthyes; Rajiformes; Rajidae. The record is from RefSeq and is a predicted model, not a curated record. Bases 99 to 587 code for a protein of 162 amino acids. Gene Ontology annotation, cellular component: mitochondrial inner membrane.